Talaromyces marneffei is the source of this 468-nucleotide messenger RNA. RefSeq lists its product as uncharacterized. Gene Ontology annotation, biological process: translation. NCBI's taxonomy places the organism in Eukaryota, Fungi, Ascomycota, Eurotiomycetes, Eurotiales, Trichocomaceae. Gene Ontology annotation, molecular function: structural constituent of ribosome. Gene Ontology annotation, cellular component: cytosolic large ribosomal subunit; ribosome. The transcript is spliced from 5 exons. The coding region runs from base 1 to 468 and encodes 155 amino acids. The record is from RefSeq and is a predicted model, not a curated record.
AUGGCUGCUGAACGGUCCAACGUCUCCGCCGACCUUGUCUGGCAAAUUACCCGCAACCAGAACGCUUUCCUCGUCCAGCGCCACAAUGCUGGUGGUGUGCGAUUCUCCCGCGACCCCUUGAACCCCGUCAAUGUCCACUCCCGCAAGUACGCUGGAUACGCCAACGACAAGGCCCUCGGUCUCCAGGCAUCUGAGAACGGCGGUGUCGUUCUCAUUGCUAAGAACGCCAGCAACACCCAGAACCCUGCUAAGAGCAUCCGCACUGUCACAUACGGACCCAAAACCUCCAACCGCAAGAUCUACAAGAGCGUCGCCAGCAGCACCGCCAAGAAUGGAUACCGUGCCGAUUUGAGGGAAGCCGCUGUCGCUCGUGUCAGCGCUCUCCGUCGUUCUCAACAGCCCAAGAAGGAUGCCCCUGCCCCCAAGGUCCGUGGCGCUAAGGCCAAGCAGGCCGCUGCUGAGGAGUAA